This is a messenger RNA of Dentiscutata erythropus, 789 nucleotides long. Lineage: Eukaryota; Fungi; Glomeromycota; Glomeromycetes; Diversisporales; Gigasporaceae. The record is from the annotation of a GenBank genome assembly.
AUGCCUGAAACUCGUUUCUUCGAACAACAUGAUGGGUCAAAAAUUGCAUACCAAAUUUUCAAAUCUGAGAAUGCCAAAAACGAGGUUCCUCUUGUAUUAAUCAUUGGACUUGGUGGUACUAAAGAACAUUUUUUCGGCUUUGAAGAAGUAAUUGUGUUUGAUAAUCGUGGAAUUGGAGAAUCAACCGUUGUCUCUUCUGCUGAUCCUAUCACGCUCGAUUUAAUGGCUCAAGAUACAAUUGAAUUGAUUAAACAUCUUGGAAUUAAAAGAUUUAAUUUGCUUGGAGAAGCUAUGAGUGGUAGAAUUGCUCUUUGUAUUGCCUUGAAACUUCAAUCUGAUUUGAAAUUAGAAAAAUUAAUUGUUUGUUCUUGCGCUUCUCAUCUUGACACCAGUACAAAAGUGUUUCAGGAAGUUGAACAAUUUUAUAAAUUGCCAAGCUUUAAUCUUCCUAUAAAUAUUCAAGAACAAAAAGACAAUCUUCUUAAGUCUGAUCGUGAUAAAAAUUUGGCUAAAUAUCUACUUGAACAUCCUGAUAAGCUUGAUAAAAUUUCGGAGAUCUUGUGGGAGGCGAAUAAAAAUUAUGAUCUAACUCCAAGACUAAAAGAAAUUAAAGUUCCAACUUUGAUCAUUCAUGGUGAAGCUAAUGAAACAGUUCCCAUUCAGAAUGCUGAAUUACUUAAUCGCGAUAUUCCCAAUUCACAACUUCAUAGAGUUCCUAAUGUGGGACACGGUAUUUUUGUAAUGGUACCUGAAACUGCCAAUGUCAUUAGUGAAUUUUUGAAUAAUUAA